Spodoptera frugiperda (fall armyworm) is the source of this 1288-nucleotide messenger RNA. It is a transcript of the gene Rad23, whose product is annotated as UV excision repair protein RAD23 homolog A. Gene Ontology annotation, molecular function: ubiquitin binding; damaged DNA binding; polyubiquitin modification-dependent protein binding. The transcript has a single exon. The coding region runs from base 141 to 1088 and encodes 315 amino acids. Gene Ontology annotation, biological process: nucleotide-excision repair; proteasome-mediated ubiquitin-dependent protein catabolic process. The record is from RefSeq and is a predicted model, not a curated record. NCBI's taxonomy places the organism in Eukaryota, Metazoa, Arthropoda, Insecta, Lepidoptera, Noctuidae. Gene Ontology annotation, cellular component: cytosol; nucleoplasm.
GAACGCGAACGCUCAAAGACAGACAGCCGUGAGGUUAUGUUUACUGCAUAAUUUUGUCGAGUCAGAAUUCAGUCGGUUCGGUAUCUAAUUUAGGACAAAACUUGCUCAAUCAUUUAAAAGUUCUAUAGAAAGUUACCAAAAUGUUGGUGACAUUGAAAACAUUACAACAGCAAACUUUUCAAAUAGAAAUCGAUCCAGAAGAAACUGUUAAAGCGCUCAAGCUGAAAAUUGAAGUUGAGAAAGGUAAAGAUUAUGUUGCUGAUCAUCAACGGCUUAUUUACGCAGGAAAGAUCUUGCUCGAUGAUGAUAAAUUAAGUACCUAUAACAUAGAUGAAAAAAAAUUCAUUGUUAUCAUGGUAACCAAACCGAAAUCUUCGGAUGUUCCGGCAUCAACUACGUCUGCUCCCGAAGCUGGUGAAAGUGCUUCAACUGAAAGUGGUGAUGGAAAACCAAAGUCCACUACCGAAGAAGCUCCUAAACCUACUCCAGCCGCAGAACCUGAGCCAGUCGCUGCAUCUAAUGAACUUGAUUUUGAAGCUACAGUGCAAAGUAUUAUGGACAUGGGAUACAACAGACAGCAAGUUGAACAAGCGCUACGUGCUUCCUUUAAUAACCGCGAAAGAGCAGUGGAGUACUUAAUAACAGGUAUUCCUGAAGAGUUACUUCAAGAACAGGAUGCUGAAGAAGGCACUGAUGAAGACCCAUUGGCUUUUCUCCGUGAUCAGCCUCAAUUUCAACAAAUGCGUGCUGUCAUCCAACAGAACCCAAAUUUGCUGAAUGCAGUACUACAGCAGAUAGGCCAAACUAAUCCGGCAUUACUGCAAGCAAUCAGUCAACAUCAGUCAGCUUUUGUUAGAAUGCUUAAUGAACCUGUGAACCCGUCAGCUGCUGGUGCAGUUGCCGAAGAGAAUCCUAUAGAUGUGCCGCAAGUACAACACCCUCAAGUCUCACCCCAAGAUAAAGAAGCCAUUGAAAGAUUAAAAGCGUUGGGCUUUCCAGAACAUAUGGUUAUCCAAGCUUAUUUUGCUUGUGAAAAAAAUGAAAACCUUGCUGCAAACUUUUUGCUGUCACAGAAUUUUGAUGAUUAGAUUUAAUAUUUCAUUGAUAUUUAAAGUGAAGAGACAAAAUUAAAAUGAUAACACUAAAGUGUAUUUAAUAUGUUGUCUACUACAUCAAUAGCCUAAUAAUACUUAAUAGUGUUUACUGCUUGUUUUUCAUGUGUAAUUUUACACUGAAUUUCAAAGAUUUUGUCAUAAUUCAAUGUCUAAUAAAUUUCUUAUGGUUCAAA